UGACACACGUGCGCUCGCGAGAUGUUUGCUCUCGAAAAAGCGAAACCAAAAUGAGGUUCCGUGUCUUUGGUUUCGUUUUCAAAUAAUUGAUACCCUGGUUGCAAACAGAUGCAGAGCACUGAAAUAGUUGUUGCUGAUGGAGUCUGACCAUGGAUGAGGAACUUGACCCUGACGGCAACAAUGUGAACUCCGUCUUGGCUCAGGAAUCCUCAGAACUGUUCUCCAUCAUUACGAAUCAGUCAAAUACAGUCAUAUUGAAGUUGUGCCAAAUGAUGCCCGAAGGCACUGGGUGGAACGCCGGCCAUCUGGCCCUCUCCACCACUUCAGCAGCAGUAAAAGAAGCCAUUAAAGCUACGUUGGAGUACUUCAAGAUGGCAAGCGCUGUGGAGUGCCGCAACUUUCUUCAGACUGUUUGUAUGCUGUGUGAGGACAUCCCAAUGCAUCUGGAGUCUAGGCUCAUGUCAGUGGCUGGAUAUGCAAACACUGAUGUCAUUCAGUCUGCAACCAGAGAAACAGUGUCUCUGACAACCACAGAUGGAUGUGGAAUUUCCAGUCCCAGGGUAACAGAUAAGAAGUCUUUCCUGCCACCUUCAGAGCCGCAGCACAUCAAGCGCCAACGAAUUGACUACUGGCAGGAGUACAUGACUGCUGCGAAAAAUUUACUGAAAAGACGAUGGGAGCUACUGAGUAGGCAUCUAGUGAAGGAGGUCCAUUUAGAGAAUGUGUGGAUCAACCCAAGGAGGUCAAGCAGAGGCAGAGACAGACCCGAUCAAACCCCGGGACGGAGCAGAACACCUGACCCCGAUGAGGGUGUAGUGUUUCCAGAGUCCAAGGUGACACUGGACAACUUCCUCCAAGAAUGUACAGGAAAGGUGACAGUUGUUGCUGGUUUGGCUGGAUCAGGAAAAACUCUGCUGAUGUCAUGUUUGGGACAGCAGUGGGCAGACGGACUUGGCCCCAUCCCGUCAUCCUUCCUCUUUAUUGUGCUUGAGUUUCGUCAGCUCAAUCUACUUUCCGGUCCUCUUUCCCUGUCUGAGCUGCUAUUCCGACACUACCUCCCUCCUGAUGGGGACGAAUAUAAAAAGAGAGACGUUAUGAAUUACCUAUUUUCUAAUCCAGAGCAAAGCUGUUGGGUGUUGGAUGGCUAUGACGAAUUUAACAGCAGACUCACCAAACAUGACAUGCAGACAGAUCUGCUGGACCCAGAAACACCUCUGUCUGUUGCAGAGCUCAUAUCAGGUUUGCUACAUCGGCAGCUUCUUCCAGGAUGCACUGUGCUGGUGACCUGUCGCUUACGUGAUGUUGUGGACUUGGAAGACAUAUCAUUUAAAGUAGGACAGUUGCUGGAAUGGGGCCAACAUGAAAUCAAAGAAUAUGUGGAAAACUUCUUUAGAGGUCAAGGUGACCCAGCAGUCAGAGAUCAUGGGCUGCAGCCAGCAAAUCUUAUUCUUUCCAAUCGACACUUCCUGGCCAUGUCCUCCCUUCCUGCCCUCUGCAACAUCUGCUGCAUCUGUGUGAAGCAUCUACUACUUGAAGAUAAAGAGGGAGCAACAGGAGUACAAUCUGCAAACAGGGGUGAAGAAAGUGGACCUCUGUUAAGAACAAACGAAAAAGAAGCAAAGGAACUACAAACUGAAGGGACGACAAACGUGGACCACAUAUAUCCCACACUUACCCAGGUCUACCUCACUGUUCUUAGAGCGUUUUUUAGGCUUUACUCUGGUAAAGGUGGAGCACCUGACAAAGCAAAAAGUCCAACACAACAGAGUACUGUUGGCCGACUGGAUCCUCUGAAUCAGUAUCGAGCCGAGUUGUGUGAGCUGACUCAGCUGGCCUGGAGUGGCUUAGAGAAACACAAGAUCCUCUUCAUGGAGGAUGAUGUAUCUCAGAAUCUUUUGGAGUUGUCAGUCAGAACAGGGCUCUUCUCACAGGUGGAGCACAGACACGAUGGGAUGCUUGUCAACAUGUACAGCUUCAUUCACCUGACAAUACAGGAGUUUCUGGCUGCAGUCAGAAUCAUGUCCAGUAAUGAUGUUACUGACACACAGCUUAAGAACAGAUUCAGUCUGAAAACACGCUGGACGACCAAGUCAGACCAGAAAACCGUCUUCACAGACUCCUUUCACUUAUAUGUAUGCGGUCUGGCUUCGUCACGUUGUACUCAGGCCCUUGUUCAGUUAGCAAGCCUGUCGUUUGGAACAGGAGCCCAAAGCUGGGUCCGAAAACGACAAGCCCUCGUUCUGAAGCUGCUAAAUAAGAAAUGCCAAAGCAACACCCUGACUGGACCAAAGAUCCUGGAACUUUGUCACUGUAUCCAGGAGAGCCAGGAUAACCAACUGGCCAAGCAGUUUGUUGAUACGAGACCCACUGUGGAGCUGCGUAACAUCCCCCUAUCAGCUAAUGAUAUUCAUGCUCUUGCUUUUGUAGUUGGCUCAGUGAGUGAUAAUGGCAUUGGACUGGACUUUGGAGCAUGCUCAAUGGAGCCGGAGUGGUUAAAUGUGUUGUCCAAGUGUAGAUGCAUCAACUGCCUCAGUUUCCACAGUCGAAAGUAUGGAGACAAGUUUGCUGAGAAGCUGUCUUUCAUUUUGCCCAAAUUUAUAACCCUGAGAAAAAUAGAGUUUACUGGUGCCACUAUGACUGCAACAGGAGCAGCCAGUUUGGCUUCUGCUUUACAGAGCUGCCAACACCGACCCAUUGAAGAAAUCAAUUUGAGUGACAACAAUCUGAGGGAUGAAGGGAUCAGACACAUUGCUGAUGUCUUUACCAAUCUACCAAAGCUGGCCGUUGUAAUGCUGGGUCGAAACAACAGCUCCCUGCAGGCACUGGACUAUCUUGUUGGCAAAAUGUCUCAAUGUCUGCGCAUUAAGCAUGUUCAUGCAGAUGGGAUGAAAGAAGUGAAAGUAACUUUCUAUCCAAACUCUGAUAUUGACAGCAAUAAAGAACCCUAUGAACCCACAGUUAGCUUGUUAAACCAGAAGUGGAGUACACCUGACAUGCAAAAGCUUGCAAAUUCAUUGGCAUGCUGCCCUGCCUUGUCUUUGUUGGAUUUGUCUGGAGGCCUGUGGGAUGUUGAAAUUCUGAAGACACUGACUCAGGUUCUGCCAAAGUUCCACAUCACCAAAUAUGUCAAGUUGAAUGACAGCUGCUCCUCAGUGAAUGGUUUGGUGGUUCUCACUGCUCUACUGUCCCUUUGUCCUAAUGUGGUGGAGCUGCAUAUCAGACUUCAGCCCAGCAGAGGCCCUAAGCAGAUUUCUAUUGUGUUCUCUGAAAAAACAGAAAAGCCAGCAGUUAAAAUGACUAAAAGACUGAGCCUCAACUGCUGUGGUCUGCUGCCAGCUGAUUUAGACAGAGUGUGGCAAAGUUUGGGAACGUCUUCUGAUCUCACUGUGCUGGAUCUGUCCAGUAACCGUUUAGGCAACAAAAGUCUGAAGAAACUGUUGCAUAUCCUGCCUCGACUUCACAGUAUUCAGGAAAUUGAUGCCAGUAAAAAUGGCAUCAGCAUGAAAGCAGUGUUCACAUUGGCUGAAGCCUUCUGCUCCUGUAACAAUUUAACACAAAUUCACGUCAGCGAUGGAGGCCAAAACCAGGUGCUGUUGAAGUUCUCCCCAGAUAUAAGCUAUAAAAAACUGCAACUCAAGAUAUUUAGGAUAAACCACAGCACCCUGCUGCCAUCUGAUAUAGCCUCACUGUGCAAUAAAUUGGCCCAGUGUGAUUCCAGCAUGGAGUUGGAUUUGUCUCAUAGCCCGUUGAGUGAUCAGGCUGUUAAGAAUCUGCUUGAGCUUCUUCCUAAGAUGAAGUCCCUGCGGAAACUUAAUAUCAGCCACAGCAUCACAUCCACAACAGGAGCAUUAAUGUUGGUCAGUGGUUUCACUGGCAACCAGCGAGUAACAUCAGUGGAGCUUAGUCAUCAGAGUGAGUCCUUUGUCCAUUUUGACAUCGUGAAAGCAGAACAAACCAGCUGCAGGUUAACUGAUUUUAACCUGAACUGUACCGACUUGGAGCAACUGCUACAGAUUCUGCAGCAAGGUCCCAGACUAUCUAACCUAGAUUUGUCAAGUAACCAACUGGAUGAUGAAGCUGUGAAGUGUCUUGUUGGUUUCCUACCAAGCCUUCCAAUAAAAAACUGUAUCAAUCUCAGCAAUAACAACCUGAGUCAGCAGGGUUUAUUGGAUGUGGCCAGCACCUUGUCUGACCGUGGUAACGUUUCUGGUGCAGACGUCAGUAGUCUGGGACCAGAAAAGAGAUGCCUCAUCUGGUUCAGACAAUAUGAAAGUUGUGAAAAAACACUGAGUGUUAGAGACAGUGGUUUGAAACAUGAACAUCUGGUCCGAUUAGCGGAGAUUGUGUCCAGCUGCUCCAGUCCAAUCAAACUGCUGUUGAAAGACAAUUCUCUGCAGGCGGAGUGGAUUCAGGAUUUUGUUAAGGCACUGAACAGAGACUGCAGUGAGUGCAGUGUGAGCAUUAAGGAGGACUGGAUUGGAGCAGAGGAAGCUGUUCGUUUAAUGUGUGUCUGUCUGGUUCUUAAUACGAACAUUGUAUCUCUCAGGGUGCACCAGAACUCACUACACCUGUCAGUAACUUCAGUCAGCAUUAAUUCUAGAGACCCCAACCCAUCACUGACCACAGAGAAAAUAGGCCUCAUUGACUGUGCAGUUCAUGGUCACCGGCUUGCACAUAUGAGGAGCAUCAUCCAGAAGUGUCCUCUGCUGACAGAGCUUGACCUGGAUAUAGAGGCAGCUGAGUUUCUCUGCUGUGUUUUGCCUUUGUUGCCAAAUCUCAGUUCUCUCAGCAUUAGCUCCAAAGACACUUGCCCAGACUUGCUUGAGAAUCUGGCAGAGGUCUUGGUGCAGUCCACAAGCAUUCAGAACCUAAAUCUUUCAGGAUAUGUGAUUGAAGACGCAGCAGCUCAGAUUAUGACCAGAAUGUUUCCCCGUCUACUAUCAUUGAAUCUGUCUCAUUGUAAAGGGUCAGCGACUGCGCGGCUGCAGCUCAGUGAAGCACUGGGGGAGUGUGUCAGUCUGGAAGGCCUAUGUCUGGACCUGUAUGAAGACAACAGAGUUUGUUUAGCACGAGCCAUAAGGAAAAACAAGUCCUUACGCAGUCUCAAGCUUAAUAGCAUUCCUAUGGAACCACCAGCAGUUGAUGGUGUGCUUGAUCUUCUUGGUGCUAUGGAUGGACUCACACAAGUGGAGAACAUUGAAUUAGAGAGCUGGAGGAUGGCAGAAAUAGGAGCAGAGCAGUUAACCAAGCUUCUCCCUGUGUGGACAGGGCUCAGAAAAAUCAGUCUUUCAAAUAACCUCAUAAGUGACCACUCAGGAGACAAGUUACUGGAGGCUUUGAUCAGCUGUAGUCACCUUGAGGAGCUCCACCUGUCUAGCAACCGUCUCGGUGACCUCACAGCUACAAGGAUGGCUCUAGUUCUACCGUCACUGACCCACAUCACUGUGUUGGACAUUUCAGAGAACAGUUUCGGAUGUGAAGGCGCAGUGAGUCUGUCCAAAGCAAUAAUGUGUAUGAAGAAACUCACCAAGAUUAAUCUGACCUCUAUUGGGACUUCAGAGCUGUGUCCUAUAGCUGCCAGCCUGGCCCACUGCCCCCUCAUUCAGGAUGUGAAUUUGGGAUGGAAUAACUGUGAAGAUAACGUUGCACUGGAACUGGCCAGAGUUUUACCUUCAUAUCAGAAGUUGACAAGAAUAGAUCUUGAGUCAAACUGUGUGAGUGCCGUGGGAGUGGAAGCCCUGGUGAAAAUGGUGAAGUCUUGUCCUGCUCUGCAGCUCAUCAGGCUAUGGAGGAACAAAGUCUCUCCAAUAGAAGCCCAGAGGCUCAGUGACAAGGACAGGAGGCUGAAUUUCUCCCCCACCUAAUGUGUGCUGCUGGUGUCAGUUGGAAGCCACAGUUGGAGAUGGAUCACUCCUAGGUACAUUCCAUUUCUGGUGUGGACUCAUAGUCUUACCUCAAAUAAAGGUAAAUGUGACUAAUCACAAAACGCAAAUCACAUUCCCAAAACAUACGGUUACAUGCUACAUGUAAUUUACUGGUUCAGUUAGGUUUGGUUGAAGCAGCUGGUGUCUCUCAGUAUAAAUGAUGGAAGACCAGAUGUACCUUUCCAUUCCUUUUAGUCUCUAAGAUGCUUUUUUAAAGUUCAGAUUGUAUUGGAGUGAGUAUGUAUCCGUCCUAGAGCUGGUUUGAUAAUGUCACACUUUCUGGUCUCUAGUUUUGCAGUGUUCAAGUGUUUUUUGGCACAAUGUGCCAGCAGCAUCGCAGUGUUCCCUCACUGUGUCGUCAGUGCACACCAUGCAUCAGCAUCAUGAUGUGAAUGUGUUAUCGACGUGCAUGAGUGAAGGAUGUUAAAGAAAGAGUCAGUAGGAUAUCUGCUAGUAGAGAGCUAUGCUAACUGUCCAAUAUUCAGAUUUACAGUAUAUAUAUAUAAAUAUAUA
This is a messenger RNA of Betta splendens (Siamese fighting fish), 6437 nucleotides long. It is a transcript of the gene nlrc5, whose product is annotated as NLR family, CARD domain containing 5. Gene Ontology annotation, molecular function: protein binding. Lineage: Eukaryota; Metazoa; Chordata; Actinopteri; Anabantiformes; Osphronemidae. Bases 150 to 5864 code for a protein of 1904 amino acids. The transcript is spliced from 56 exons. The record is from RefSeq and is a predicted model, not a curated record. Gene Ontology annotation, biological process: inflammatory response; positive regulation of MHC class I biosynthetic process; positive regulation of MHC class II biosynthetic process.